GAAGCAAACAUUCUGGGACGAAGAGACAUGGCUGCAGCACAAGAGGAGCUCAGGAGGGCUGUCUUGGCAGUACUCCCGGACCUCCCCGCAGACACACUAACUACCUUGAUGGCAGGCCUGGAAGAACUUGGUGUGGAGAACAAGGAGGAUGUGAGCCUUCUAAGUGAAGAAAAUCUUCUGCCCUUUCUCCGUGUGGUCCAGUCUAGAAAGCUUCUCCGUGCCUUUUCAUCUCAAGGUUCCUUCUCAGCCCUGUCUCCUCCUGGCUCUCCACAACUCUCCUCAACCCUGUCCCCCGUGGGAAGUCCACAACUCUCCUCACCUGAGACACCCCGAACGUCCAACCCAAUGCCCUCACCACGCACACCAUGGCCUGUACAUUUUAAGGUUAACUGGGAGAAGAUGACGCCAGAGAUUCAGUCAGCCAUUGCAAAUUCUACUAGACCGAAUCCUGCUGCCAGAAGAGCGAUGGUCAGAGAGCUUGUCGAUCAAAUGAGGGUGCACAAUGCAAAUCCAAAUAGAGGGAUCUGUUUGAAAGUUGUAAACGAUAUAAUACAGAAGUACCCCACAUGUUUUGGGGAUGUGGAUGAUGAUGAAAAUACAGCUGGGGCAUCGCUCGUCCAGCAAGUAAAAACCAGAAUCGAGCAUGUCAACCGAAACAACACAUUGGCACGGUUAAGGAAGAAUAAGCACAGCAAUCGCCAGGCGAGGACAAAUGGAAGAGGUCCCGUUGAUCAAUAUGGAUGUGUCCGAUGGGCACCUCAAGAACUCCCCUCAGGGGAGACUGAUGAAACCCUACAAGAGAUGAAGACUCAGAUGCAGCAGCUAUAUGCCCAGGAAGGAAUGUCAGGCAUGGAGAGAGGAGCGCUUCAGAGAUGGCUUCAGAGAACCUACAUUCUCCAGCGUUGUGAUCUCAAUGCUGACCCUCCACACAGCGUCUCAAAAAUUAAGGAUGACUGGCCCUUUCUCUUCUCCUUGAAGGGCCUGUUCUCGCAUUUCAGUGAACUGACCGGAAUUCCAAUCCAGGAGAAGCUGCCAGCUGCCAUAGACAACAGGAGUCAGAACAUCAUAGAGUACUUCAAC
Molecule: messenger RNA, 1080 nt
Organism: Micropterus salmoides (largemouth bass)
Lineage: Eukaryota; Metazoa; Chordata; Actinopteri; Centrarchiformes; Centrarchidae
Exons: 5
Source: RefSeq, a predicted model, not a curated record